AUGAACUCCCGGGCAGCUCCGAGCAGGGUCGUCGUCUGCUCCGUCGCGUCCGCCGAGGGGUUCAUCUCCGCAGCACCGAUCCUCCUUCCCGAGGGCCCUUGGAAGCAGGUAGAAGGCGGCGUUACUGACGCGAAGGGGUUCAAGGCGGCGGGCAUCUAUGGUGGGUUGCGUGCCAAGGGCGAGAAACCUGACUUGGCACUGGUCGCCUGCGACGUCGACGCAACUGUAGCAGGGUCGUGCUGUGUUAAUAAUGCUGGACAAGCAAAUGCUGCAACUGGUGAUCUUGGCUAUCAGGAUGCAGUGGAUAGUGCAGAUGCUGUUGCCAAGCUUCUCAAUGUGAGCACAUAUAACAUACUGAUUCAGUCUACUGGUGUCAUUGGUCAAAGGAUAAAGAAGGUUUUAACCACAGAUGCUCAAGUCAGCAGUGAUGUCUGGAGAGAAAUGGUCCGGACAUCAGUGAGUAGAAGUUUCAACCAAAUUACAAUACAAAUCUCCCUGAUUAGGAUAAACUUGCCUAUGUGGCUUCCAACAUGGUGUCUGACACGUAUGGAACACAAUAGCGGCAAUGAUGAUGAAGAGCAUGGAGACGUCUCCGGCUCCACUCUGGAUUCUCUACUACCUUAUGAUUACUCAUUGAUUAAAGAGAUUUUCGUCUCUAGUUGUUCAUUUGACAAGUUUUAG
Miscanthus lutarioriparius is the source of this 681-nucleotide messenger RNA. The record is from the annotation of a GenBank genome assembly. Lineage: Eukaryota; Viridiplantae; Streptophyta; Magnoliopsida; Poales; Poaceae.